Helianthus annuus (common sunflower) is the source of this 1284-nucleotide messenger RNA. RefSeq names its product zinc finger BED domain-containing protein RICESLEEPER 2-like. Lineage: Eukaryota; Viridiplantae; Streptophyta; Magnoliopsida; Asterales; Asteraceae. The record is from RefSeq and is a predicted model, not a curated record. Gene Ontology annotation, molecular function: DNA binding. The coding region runs from base 1 to 1284 and encodes 427 amino acids. The transcript has a single exon.
AUGAGUCCUCUAUAUGAAAAAGUUAGUAGGUCUACAAUCACUCGAGAUUGCAUAAAAGUUAUAGAUGUAGAAAAAGAGAGGAUAAAGAAAACUUUGAAAAAGGCUGAGAUGGUAUCCCUCACUAGUGUCUGUUGGACAUCUAACCAAACGAUUGGUUACAUGUGUUUAACGGCUCACUUUGUUGAUUGUGAUUGGAAAUUGCAAAAAUGCAUUAUAGAUUUCAAUGAGCUUGCACCACCCCAUAGCGGUGAGGUUAUUUCCGAUGGUAUCUUAGAGUGUCUUAUAAAAUGGGGUAUCCAAGACAAAAUAGGUACCAUCACUUUAGACAAUGCAUCGAACAAUGAUAGGGCAGCCAACAUUUUGAUGAGUAAUUUUAAGAGAAAGGGGAAGUUACACUUUGAUGGUUUGUUUUUUCAUAUAAGAUGUUGUGCUCACAUCUUAAACUUGGUAGUGCAAGAUGGUUUAGGAACUAUCGAAUCAAGUCUUGUAAAAAUUAGAGAAGGUGUCAAAUAUUUGAGGAAGUCUUCAGGUCGUUUAUUGAAUUUUGGUGAAAUAGCAAUAACACUUGGCAUAUCCACUAAUCGGUCUUUAUGUACCGAUGUAAAAACUAGGUGGAACUUAACGCACCGUAUGCUUGAAUCGGCUAUUCACUAUAAACAAGCUUUUCUAGGUUAUGCGUUGAGAGAUUCCAACUUUGUGUGGUCCCCCACAGUUGAUGAAUGGAAUCGUGCCGAAAGAGUUUGCAAUCUACUUGUAGUGUUUUUAAAAGCUACUAAUUUGUUUUCCGGUACAUCGUAUCCAACUUCAAACUUGUUUCUUAUUGAAAUUUAUGAAGUGAAGAAAGAGAUAUGUAAUGCAUUUUUUUCCGAUGAUACUUUCUUGAAGAGCAUGAGUAAACCGAUGUAUGUGAAAUUUGAGAAAUAUUGGGGGGAAAUUGGGAUCCUUAUGUCUAUUGCAUCAAUUUUAGAUCCCCGUUUUAAGAUGUUCUCAGUUGAGUGGACUUUUGAGAGAUUGUAUUUAGAGGAUGAAUGUAAGAUCAUGGUUGAAGAUGUGAAAAGUAAGUUAAAAUCAGUUUUUGACAAGUAUUGUAAUGCAUAUAAGACAUCUGAGGCUGCCAUGAAUAGCUCAAAAACAUCUUAUAAUGAAUCAAGUUCGCACACGAAUGAUUUUUAUGCUUGCCUCAAUUCAAGAACCAUGUCGAUUGAAAGAAAAUCUGAACUUGAUGAGUAUUUGGAUGAGCAAAACCUAAAAUGUAUGGAUCCAAAGUUUGAUGUGUUGAAGUAG